Molecule: messenger RNA, 819 nt
Organism: Nannizzia gypsea CBS 118893
Lineage: Eukaryota; Fungi; Ascomycota; Eurotiomycetes; Onygenales; Arthrodermataceae
Exons: 2
Coding region: 1-819 (272 amino acids)
Source: RefSeq, a predicted model, not a curated record
AUGAGACUGUCUAGCGACUGCCGGACGCACUGGAGGCUGCAAGAGGGCAGCGAAGAGACGAGUUACAGCAACGGCAGCGAGGCCAGGUUGGAAUACGGCGGAUGGGAUGAAGGCUACAUCAACCAUUGUCUCGCAGGCGGGAAGAACCACUGUCUCUGGCUGGUGGCCGUCGAUGGGCUCUACGGCGAGCUUCUGUCCACUGGGCUUGACGUCUCCCGCCGCGAAGACCACAGAGUGAACAUCGACAUCCCCGAGCAGGUCCUGCGCAAGGCGACGCGGUUCAGGUUCGAUAUCACGAGCUGCAACGGCUAUACACACAGUGGCAGUGGCCGCGAGGAGAACGCCAUAUCAUCAGACGAGUUUCGCGUUUCAGCGUUGGCAUCGGCAUCAACAUCGACAUCGAAGUCGACAUCUACCAGGCGGAUCGCAGGGCGAGACACAAGUGACCUGUCAGUAGGCAGCAAGACUGGCAUCGGGAUAGGCGUUGUGCUCGCCCUUAUUACUCUGGUGUCUCUCGGGUUCCUGCAUUUCUACCGUCGACGGCGAAGAAAGAGAGAGAUUGAAUCGUAUCUCGCGGCCUCGCGGCCAGCACGACCACCACAGCCAGCAGCGGUGUCAACCAUGGCAUCACCGGCACCGGUAAAAUGGCCACCCGCAGAGAUGCCCGCAGAAAACAAUCCGAAGCAGCCCAUAUUCGAGAUGGAAGGCCGUGGGCGCAAGCUUGGGGAGCUCCAGGGCUCUGCGGCCGCGAACGAGAUGUUUGCUUCUUCACCAUCGCCAGCAGCAGCACCCGUGGAACUUCCAGGCAGCAUCCCCUAG